Molecule: messenger RNA, 5712 nt
Organism: Oncorhynchus keta (chum salmon)
Lineage: Eukaryota; Metazoa; Chordata; Actinopteri; Salmoniformes; Salmonidae
Product: zinc finger protein ZFAT-like
Exons: 18
Coding region: 504-4589 (1361 amino acids)
Biological process (GO): regulation of gene expression
Cellular component (GO): nucleus
Source: RefSeq, a predicted model, not a curated record
UACUAUCUCGAGAAAUAACAUUUCUUAGCUAGGUAAAAGUAGCAAGCUAGCCAACAGAUGUAGUCAAAUUACUCAUGUGAAGUUUAAUCUAUGCUAAAAGUGGGGCACAUAAUUACCGUGACCAGCCACAACAUUGACAGCACAUUUAUUGCAGCUAAAUGUUCGGCCUAAAGUUAUUGGAUUUAGUUUGUAAAGAAAGUACUUAUCACGAAACUGUUCCUGUUUCUUCCAGGGUUUAGCUAGCUUUAUUCAUACUGCUGAGGAGUCAGGAGUUCAACCAUCUUUGCUGUUGUAGUGGUAGCUAAACCUGUCUGGAGAGCUACAGAGUGUGCACAGAGCAAACUAAAACUAUACUGCACUGACCUCAUUCCAUUUCUGUAUUCCCAGCUUGUAGUUGCUAGGCUGGCUUGUUCAUGUAGGCCCUAGCUAGGAUGGAAUUCAGUAUUUUGAAUGAAAGAAAGGUAGGUUAGCUAGAGGAAAAAUAUACAGUCCCUGACCAAAGAAUGAACCACGCAGAACGAACACUAAACACACGAGGAGACACACAAGCACAAUGUGGGACUUCCUCCAUCUUCAUGUGUAAACUGUGCAACCUGUUCUCUCCACACCGAGCACAGCUCCUCUCCCAUGUGUCUGAGAAGCACCACACAGAGGGGCUCAACGCUGAUGACAUCAUUGUGGCCCUCAUGCCAUUGACAGCUCCACUGGAGAAUGGUGGAGGUGAGCACCUCCUCAAAGCAACCAGGGAUACUAAUGGUGGAGGUGGAGAUAGCCCUGUUAAGAGAAAACGAGGACGUCCUAAGGGCUCAACCAAGAAGAUUGUAGCUGAUGGGCCCAUGACAGAGACUACUAGCCCCAACCAGAAAAAGCAGAAACAACAGACAGUAGAGGCCCAAUCAGAAGCUGGGCCAGUGGACGAGGAAGAACCAGAGGACAACAAUGCCCUGGACUGCAAGAAGUGCAACCGUGUGUUCGGCAACAGACGACAGAUCAUGAAACACAUCUGCUUGAUGGACCUCAGAGAGGAUGAGGAUCAGGAGGAGGACAACGACAAAGAGUUUGAGGCUCAACCUGGCGCAGCAGAAGGCAAAGAGGAGGAUCGGGAGAGAAGCUCAAAGAGGCCACGGCCACUCCGCUCUGAGAGGGUUUCUCUUGUGAAGGAGCAGGAACCAGCAGGAGGCCCCAAGAACCCCAUCAUCAGUGUGGUUCUGACCGCUCAUGAGGCACUUCCUGGUGCGACAAGGAUAGUGCCGAUCGAGGCCACCCCGGCAGAGCCAGUUACUCCAGCAGACACAGACCCUCAGGAGGCAGGACAGAAGAGAGGAUUUCAGGAAUAUUCCAUACAACAAGCUGCUUAUGAAGUACCAUUAAAGUCAAACAGAAUAGGACAGACCCAGUUGAAGAUCUUCACCUGCGAAUACUGCAACAAGGUCUUCAAGUUCCGCCACUCGUUGCAGGCCCAUCUGCGAACCCACACCAACGAGAAACCCUUCAAGUGCCCACACUGUGACUACGCCAGUGCCAUCAAAGCCAACCUCAGCGUCCACUUGCGCAAGCACACGGGAGAGAAGUUCAGCUGUGAACACUGCUCCUUCCAGUGCCUCAGCAAGGGCCACCUCAAGGUGCACGUGGAGAGAGUUCACCACAAGAUCAAGCAGCACUGUCUCUUCUGCAAAAAGAAGUACUCUGAUGUCAAGAACCUGCUGAAACACAUGAGGGAGAGCCACGACCUUGAGGACAAGAAGGUGAAGGACUCGUACCAUGAGUAUAGUCUACAGACCAGGGAAGGCAAGAGGCAGCUCCUCUACGACUGCCAGAUCUGCGACCGCAAGUUCAAGAACGAGCUGGACCGUGACCGCCACAUGAUGGUUCACGGUAGCGAGAGGCCGUUCGGCUGCGAGCUGUGUGACCACGGCUGCACCAAGUUUCAGGCUCUCCAGGCUCACGUCCGUAAGCAUCCCUUCCUCUACGUGUGUGCCGCCUGCCAGCAGAAGUUUGUCAGCUCCGUGCGGCUGAAGACCCACCUGAAGGAGGCUCACCCAGAGUCAGAGGAGGCGGUUGGGUUCUCAGAGUCCAUCAACAGCAGCUUCUGUCUGCUGGAGCCGGGGGACGACAUCAAGAGAGAGAUGCUGAGACAGGAUGAGAUCAGGAUGGCUGAGGAGCUAUCUCUACUCAACGCCCAGCAGGAGGAGGAGGAGGCCUUCACUGGUGACCCUUCAGAGGAACAGGAGGAGGCCCUCGCUGGUGACCCUUCAGAGGAACAGGAGGAGGCCCUCGCUGGUGACCCCUCAGAGGAACAGGAGGAGGCCCUCACUGGUGACCCCUCAGAGGAACAGGAGGAGGCCCUCACUGGUGACCCUUCAGAGGAACAGGAGGAGGCCCUCGCUGGUGACCCCUCAGAGGAACAGGAGGAGGCCCUCGCUGGUGACCCCUCAGAGGAACAGGAGGAGGCCCUCGCUGGUGACCCCUCAGAGGAGCAGGGGGAGGGAGAGGAACAGGUGGUCCCUGAUCCGGGGCCUGAGGAGACAUGCGUGUUAAAUCAACCUGCACAAGAGACUGAGACUCUACAAGACAGAACUGAGCCAAUCAGUCCUGAACAAACCCAGACAGCAAGCAAAGGCACGACCCAGGAAGUAAUCAGUGAGGAGAGACCUGAUAAGACACUGAUGGAGGAAGACAAGCCUCAUGGGGAGAAUAACGUCAUUGUGGCUGAACAAGACACUUUGGUAGAAAGGCCUUCAGGCAAGGAGGAGUCAGUGGUGGGCCACCAGCAGCAUCCAGAAGAAGACAAAGGUUCUUCAUCAACAUCACAAGGUCAUGUUGAGGAGACUCUCCGGUCUUUGGUUCUGAUUCAGGGGGAGGUCAUAGGUCAAACAAACGCUUCAGCUGCCCCACAAGGAGAAGAUGGCACGACGGAGGAGAGGAGCGCUUUCCAACAGAUUCUAGAUAAGUUGCAGAAAAGGCAGCUGAACAUGGUUGUCUUUGACAGAAUCCGAAAAGUAUACGGGGACCUGGAAUGUGAAUACUGUGGAAAGCUCUUCUGGUACCAAGUGCACUACAACAUGCAUGUGCGUACUCACACAAAAGAGCAUCUACAUUACUGUACCCAGUGCAGCUAUUCGUCCAUCACCAAGAACUGUCUGAAGCGACACCUGAUCCAGAGACACAGUAACAUCCUGCUCCAGUGCCCCAUGGAACACUGUCAGUACUGCACACCUGACAAGUACAAGCUGCAGGCCCACCUCAAAACACACUUUGACAAUGAGAAGAAAAGCUUUGCUUGCCCUGUGUGUGAGGAAACGUUCACUGAAGAUAAACUUAAGCAUCAUAUCAAGAGCUUUCAUCCAGAGACGCCGAUGAACACCAUCUCCGAGGCGCUUGGGGUGAGGGUGCAGAUGAAGGGCUUGAUCGGGAAGAGAGCGUCUAAGUGUCCUUACUGUGACAGCUACUUCAUGAGGAACGGAGCUGAUCUGCAGCAGCACAUCUGGGCUCACCAAGGAGUGAAGCCCUUCAAGUGUUCCCUGUGUGACUACGCCAGCCGCAGUAAGAGCAACCUGAAGGCCCACAUGAGCAGACACACCACGGAGAAGACACACCUGUGUGACAUGUGUGGCAAGAAGUUCAAGUCCAAGGUCACUCUGAAGAGCCACAAGCUGAUGCACACAGAGGACGGCAGGCAGUUCCAGUGUACAGAGUGUGAUUACAGCGCUGCACAGAAACCUCUACUGGUACGACACAUGGAGCAGCACGCCUCUUUCAAGGAGUACUGUAACGGCCACUGUCACUACUCCUGUAACAUAGCAGGACCCCUGAAGAGACAUUACAGCAAGAAGCACCCCAACCAGGAGUACUGUAACGCAGGGCCUGGGCCAGCCACCUCUGAGGCUGUGGAGCAGCAAGGUGGAGUGAAGUGUCCUGUGUGUGACUAUGUGUACGGUACCAAGUGGGAGAUGAACAGACACCUGAAGAACAAGCAUGGCCUCAAAGUGAUUCAGAGUGACGUGCUUGGUCUCAACCAAUGGGAGGUGGUGGAGCAGUCGGUGGAGGAGCCCCUUACCCAGUACCUCCACAUCACUGAGACAGAGGACCCUCAGGGGACCGAAGCUGCCGUGUCGGCCCUCCAGGAUCUCAGGUUCACAGAGAACGGGGUGGUGGCGACCACCACAGAAGGGCUGGAUCCCACAGCGGUUAACAUCCUGCAGCAGAUCAUUGAGCUGGGGGCAGAGUCUAAUGAUGCCACAGCAGCCUCCAUGGUGGCCAUGGUCCCUGGCAGAGUGACCAUGGUGGAGCAGGUGGCUGAGGAGGAGGAGCAGGGGAGCCACACUGUGAUGAUCCAGGACCCCUUCCAGCAGGCAGCCUCCAUGGGGCUGGGUGAGGAGCAGGGGAACCACACUGUGAUGAUCCAGGACCCCUUCCAGCAGGCAGCCUCCAUGGGGCUGGGUGAGGAGCACCAUCUGGUGGUGUCGUCUGAUGAUGUGGAGGGCAUGGAGACGGUCACCGUGUACACUCAGGGAGAGGACGCCUCCCAGUUCAUCGUCUAUGUCCAAGAGGCUGUGCAGACCGAGGAGCAUACUGUGGAAUCUAUCUGAGCAGGACAGAGCGUUGGUGCAGGCAUGGAGGAGCAGUCAACAGUUUCAUCCCGGGUCAUUCAGUAGGUGGAAGACAUUUUUAACACGGGGAGAUAUUACCUGAACUUGUCCAAUUAGAACACAGAUGUAUUGUUCCGUUGCUAGACAUUUUUCUACAGUGUGUCCUAUUGAACUCCACCCUGGUUUGCUCUAUGAAACCCACAAUCAAUCUCCAAUGGCUUUGAUUGGAAUAACAUAGUGGCUUGAAAUGUAUCAUUUCAUCGCUUAUGCCUUUUCUCCUUGAUUAGCAUAUCCUUACAUUAAUUCAACUUAAUAUAUCAAAAGGCUUUUCUUAGAAAACAAGAUUUUGGAAUGUACUUUUUAUACAAGUGUAUAAUUAAAAUAUUCAUGGCGGGAUUCAAUCUGUAACGCUGUGGACAAUGAGCCUUUGUUACCGCGUUCACAGAGAUCACAUUCAAGGCAAACGCCAUAAAUCGGAAAUGACCUUUUAAAAUAUCAAGAGCAUUUUCAGAUUGCAUCUCGGCCUUUUACUUAACUUACAACAUAGUUGCAGUUUUUGCAUGAUGUGCCUUCAAUGUUUACAACGGAUCAUUUACAGGACUGGAUUCUUUACAGUACUGGAUUCUUUACAGGACUGGAUUCUUUACAGGACUAGAUUCUUUACAGGACUGGAUUCUUUACAGGACUGGAUUCUUUACAGGACUGGAUUCUUUACAGGACUAGAUUCUUUACAGGACUAGAUUCUUUACAGGACUGGAUUCUUUACAGGACUAGAUUCUUUACAGGACUAGAUUCUUUACAGGACUAGAUUCUUUACAGGACUAGAUUCUUUAUAGGACUAGAUUCUUUAUAGGACUAGAUUCUUUAUAGGACUAGAUUCUUUAUAGGACUAGAUUCUUUAUAGGACUAGAUUCUUUACAGGACUAGAUUCUUUACAGGACUGGAUUCUUUACAGGACUGGAUUCUUUACAGGACUAGAUUCUUUACAGGACUAGAUUCUUUAUAGGACUAGAUUGGUGAUCAUGUUUUUCUAUAUACACCCCCCCCAAUCCUGUUGACUAAUAUUUCUACACCUAUUGGAAUGGUAGUCAAUGAACAAUUAAACUUAUAAUGACAAACUCAA